Molecule: messenger RNA, 861 nt
Organism: Myotis lucifugus (little brown bat)
Lineage: Eukaryota; Metazoa; Chordata; Mammalia; Chiroptera; Vespertilionidae
Product: lysozyme C
Exons: 4
Coding region: 47-493 (148 amino acids)
Biological process (GO): defense response to Gram-negative bacterium; defense response to Gram-positive bacterium
Molecular function (GO): lysozyme activity
Source: RefSeq, a predicted model, not a curated record
GGCCAGCCUCCCCUGGCCAGCUGAGCGGUCUGGCUUCGCAGUCAACAUGAAGGCUCUCCUGACUCUGGGGCUUCUCCUCCUCUCUGUCGCCGUCCGGGCCAAGGUCUAUGAGAGGUGUGACCUGGCCAGAACCUUGAAAAGACUUGGAAUGGAUGGCUACAGUGGAGUGAGCCUGGCAAACUGGAUGUGUUUGGCCAAAUGGGAAAGUAGUUACAACACACGAGCUACAAACAACAAUCCUGGAGACAAAAGCACGGAUUAUGGGAUAUUCCAGAUCAAUAGCCGCUACUGGUGUAAUGAUGGCAAAACCCCAGGAGCAGUUAAUGCCUGUGGUAUACCCUGCAACGAUUUGCUUCAAGAUGACAUCACUAAAGCUGCAACCUGUGCCAAGAGGGUUGUCAAGGAUCCACAAGGCAUCAAAGCAUGGGUGGCUUGGAGAAAUCACUGUCAAAACAAAGAUGUCACUCAGUAUACCCGGGGCUGUGGAGUGUAACUGGACAGCUUUCCUUCUUCAGCUCCUUUUCUCUUAUUUUCCUAUUCAGGGAGUAGCAGUUGAGUAAAAGUUCACACCUUUUUCAAAUAAAUAAUGUUUUUACAGAAGCAGGAGCAAAAUACGGUCUUUCUUCUAAGAGGCCAAUGUUGUCUAAUGUGUUAAUUAUUGGGUAGUAAGUCUACAACAUGUUUCAGUGUGCUGAUAGAGCUACUGCUGGUGAAAAUUUACCUAAAUCUUGAUUACCAAAUACGUCUCCAAUAUAUUCAGUUCUUAAUCAAAGACUUCAUCUUGAAUGACACCAGUAUUCCUCAAUGUUUGAUAUAUAUGUAACAAAAGACUAUCAUAAAACACAUUGACCUCAGGCAAAA